GUGGACUUUCACUUCUGUCUCGAACUGCUCUCGUGAAGCCAGAGGACAUUUUUAUGAGCGGAGCUAAAGUUUUAAGGCAGUUUUUUCUGGGACUGGGACUCCAGAUUAAGACUGGAACUGGGAUUUCAGACUAAGAAGACUCGGACUUGGAUUUCAGAGCAGGGCUGGGACUCCGGGUUCAGUCAGAGUUUAUUUGGAUUACAGGGUUUCUGAGUUUGACGCGCGCAGAAGUUUCAUCAGCAGAGAAACGGUUUUUGCCUCUGCGUCAUUUUCUCAUCAUUAACAGAGCAGCAGGUGUUAAUCUGUCACUACAGUGAUUAUUUAUUAUUCUGGGACAAUAAUUACGACAGUGUGUGUGUGUGUGUGUGCGCGCGUGCGUUUUGUGCCAAUAUGUUCCUGUUGGCCGCGCGCUCUCGCCGCGCCGCGCUCUCAGCGCCAGAUCCGCAGUUUCCAGCGCCUCAGUGCGUUUUAAAGGAGAAACGUGACUCGUUCUCGGUGAAACUGCAUCAUUAAUUAAACUCGCUACUGUUUUUUACUUUUGUUGUCUUCUGGAGAGGACUUUAGUUUUUUCUGUGGAAGCGUUUUCUUGGGGUUUUUUUUGCGCACGGAGAUGCCGCGACAGCUCCGCUUCCUCCUGCUACUCCUGCUGCCGCCGCUGCUGCUGCUCGUGUCCGGCAGCAGGUGGUCAGCGGCGGCCGUCAGGGUGCGGAAGAAGGCCGGCAGCAGGGGGCGGUCGUGCGCGGACCUACCGGAGGAGAUUCUGGAGCAGAUGUUCGGACGUCUGUCUGUGGGAGUGAUGAGCGCGUUCCACCACGCGCUGCAGCUGCAGCCGCGCGACAAACACAACAUGAGCUGCCCCAACAUUUCCACUGCCACGCUAACCCACGGCAAGAGUCACCUUCCGGUCAACCUGCUGAGCGUCGCCCCCUGGGCCUACCGGAUCUUGUACGACCCGACCCGCUACCCUCGCUCCAUCCCUGAGGCGUACUGUCUGUGUAAAGGCUGCCUGCUGGGCGCGUACGGUCAGGAGAGCGACCAGUACCGCAGCACUCCGGUCUACGCUCCCUCCGUGGUCCUGAAGAGGACGGGCUCUUGUGUCGCCGGGCAACACGCCUACACCGAGGUCUACGUCUCUGUAGCCGUGGGCUGCACGUGUGUCCCCAAGCUGCUGGACAAGCCAAAGGAUGCGAGACACAAGAGCAACCAGAGUCUGGACAGAGCGGAGGUCAAAGUCCGACGACUCAAAGCACCACGGAAGAAAGUGUGAAAGGAAAUUUACCCCAGGAUGAGCUUCUAUAUUUAUACCCUGAACCAGAUCAGCUCCACAGAGGCAGCCAUUUUGGAGCAUCAUGUUUUUACAGUAGCCCACAAUGGACAAAUUAUUAAAACAACCUUUGAGUUUUGACGCUAACUGAAGGCUACAAGGACACACUUUUACACACUGUAUCUUUAACUUACAUAGCACAUGUACAGAAAAAUGGUUUUAAUCUCUCAUGUGUUUUUAAUGCUAUUGUGUCCAAAAGACCUAAAAAUCCAGCAGAGAGAAGAAGAAACUCUAAAGAAAACAGUUUAAAAUCACAACAAACUGGAGCCGAAGCUGGAAUCUGGAGAAAGAAGAGACAAAGAAACUCUGAAGAAGACAAUUAAAAUUAAAAGUGUCCAUUUAUCCAAAGAACUUUUCUGCUGCACAAGCAAACUCAUAUGUACCUCAAGAGGGCAGCAGAUGUCUCUACACCAGCACAAAUAAAUGACAACAUGACAAUAAAACAACUGUUUUACACAAUAAAAGCCCUGCUUCACUGUCUCCGA
Messenger RNA from Solea solea (common sole), 1809 nucleotides. Its product is annotated as interleukin-17D-like. Gene Ontology annotation, molecular function: cytokine activity. Gene Ontology annotation, biological process: inflammatory response. The transcript is spliced from 2 exons. The coding region runs from base 611 to 1267 and encodes 218 amino acids. NCBI's taxonomy places the organism in Eukaryota, Metazoa, Chordata, Actinopteri, Pleuronectiformes, Soleidae. Gene Ontology annotation, cellular component: extracellular region. The record is from RefSeq and is a predicted model, not a curated record.